CAAUCAACGAUGGCGCAGCGGAGCAUCAUCAUUGUUGGGCUAUUUUGUUUUUAUAUAUAUGGCGAUGGCUUGCAUUGCAAAUGCAUGGAGGCACAUGCAAACACGAACACGAAGCACUAAUGGAGAGCAAGCAGGGUGACGAGUCCCCGGCAGUGACCGACGACGACGUCUUCCCGGCGAACUUCGCCGAGAUCGUGGCGUCUCUUCCAAGAGGGCCACCGUGCUCGAUUUUUCCUUCCGUCCGUCUGUACCGCGGGUUCUGGGUCCCCACCGGCUUCCUGCUGAACCUCCCGAGAGCCCACGCCUUGUUCGUGGAGCGCCGGCCCGCCGACAUCCUCCUGGCGAGCUUCCCCAAGAGCGGCACCACCUGGCUCAAGGCCCUCGCCUUCGCCACGGCGCGCAGGUCCGUCCACUCGCCGCUCAACGGCGCCGCCGGACACCCGCUCCUCUCCAGCAGCUCCCACAACUGCGUCGCGUUGCUCGACAUCCUAGGGUUAUUAGAAAGCAACGACGAUGACGGCAACGACGACACGAUGGCGCCACCGCCGCGUCUCCUUAGCACGCACUUGCCCUACUCCCUGCUCCCGAGACGCGCCACGGCGGACGGCGGCGGCGGCAACAGCUCCGGGUGCCGGUUCGUGUACAUCGCCAGGGACCCCAAGGACACGCUGGUCUCCGCGUGGCAUUUCGAUGCAGGUCUGCGGAGGUCGGCGGCCGCAGAAGGCCGCGAAGGAGGAGGAGGAGCUGGCUUGGAGUUCGAGGAGGCGUUCGAGCUCUACUGCCAAGGUCAUGGCGGGAUGGCCCCGCAGUGGGAGCACGUCCGCGAGUACUGGGAGGCGAGCAAGAGGACGCCAGGGAGCGUGCUGUUCCUCAGGUACGAGGAGAUGCUGCAGGACCCGGAGGGCAACCUGAAGAAGAUGGCGGAGUUCAUGGGGUGCCCGUUCUCCGCGGCGGAGGACGACGCCGGCGUGGUGCGCGCCAUCGUUGAGCUUUGCAGCCUGGAGAAGCAGCGGAGCCUGGCGGUGAACAUUACCGGAGCUUACGCCAACGUUCUGGAGGAUGUGGUGGUGACGACCGCCGUCGAGAACAAGUAUUUCUUCAGGAAGGGGAUCGUGGGGGACUGGAGGAACCAUAUGACACCGGAGAUGGCAGCAAGGUUGGAUGGCAUUGUUGAGGAGGCACUCAAGGCAUCAGGAUUUACCUUUGGGGUGCAUCAAUACAAGUAAUUGGCAUGGCUACACCUGUGCUGUGCUCUACCAUGGUCGCCGGAGUUGAAGCCAGAGAAAACCUCAAAUCCCAGCUUCGCCUAUGUAUCGCUUCUCUUAUUAGCCGUACUUUUUCUACCAGUCAGCAGUGUUUUUCUCUCAUAAUAAAUCAGUCAGCAGUAAUUUCAGUCA
Messenger RNA from Sorghum bicolor (sorghum), 1397 nucleotides. Its product is annotated as cytosolic sulfotransferase 5. The transcript has a single exon. The record is from RefSeq and is a predicted model, not a curated record. Gene Ontology annotation, biological process: sulfation. The coding region runs from base 81 to 1226 and encodes 381 amino acids. Gene Ontology annotation, molecular function: sulfotransferase activity. Gene Ontology annotation, cellular component: cytoplasm. Lineage: Eukaryota; Viridiplantae; Streptophyta; Magnoliopsida; Poales; Poaceae.